AUGGGUAUAUGUUUUGGAGCCAAGAAGAAUGAUCGUUAUGCAAUUAUUUAAAAACAAAUCAAUAACACUGUAAAGGAAUAAGAAGAUAUGUAAAUUUAAGAAGAAUUGGCAUAUUAAAAUAAACAAUUACUUGAUGAGGAAGAGAUAACACUGAAGAUUAACACAUAAACUUAACUAAUAGUUUCUAAAGAUCUAAAUGAAACGGCCAGUUAAUAGAUCAUUGAAUAAAAGGCUUCUACUAAAAAGAAAAGGAAGAAAAAAACUAAAGAUGAAAAUUAUCUCAAACAAAUAGAGUAUCAUAUAACACUUAAAUCUAUUAUUAUUGAAGAAGAAUAAGAUCAGACUUAGUCAUAAUAUAAUAUAAUAAUGGUACUAGAAUAUAUGGGUUAUUGUCAUAAUGUCUAAUUAAAAGGUGUUUUAAUUAAUCACCCAAAGAAAACGUUUCAACUAAUUCCAAAUACCUAUGAGGAUGCUGCUAAGCAUUCGAGAUUCUCUCCUUUUUUUUAAAAUGACUUUUACUUUAACAUCAACGCUGAUCCCUUACAUAAUACUAAUUAUUUCGAGAAAUUAUUACAUGUGGAAAGAACUGUGACAAUAGAUAGACAGAUCAGAAUAUCACCUACCAAAAGAUUUUCUAGACGAUCAUCUUCUGUUUUAGAUGAACACCAAAGUCCAUCCCCUUUAAAAAAGAGAUAAAAUGUAAAAAAAUCUGAAUUUGUAAGUGAAUUACUUGAAGUUGUAUAAGUUUUUGAUUUGGAAGCCUAGCCUAGAUUUCUUUAAAUAUUAUUUGCCCUAUUAUUGAAAGAAUAAUUACCUUAAAUUAGUAAUAACUUUGUGUACAUUGAAGAGUUGAUUUUUUUAUUUGAUUAAUUGCCUAAAAUGGAAUAGCCCAAUGUGUACAGAAUUGGCAUUUUCUAUGAGAGUCUUGAUUAUAAUCUUCAUGAUCUGCUUGUUUAUAUGAAACAUGAAGAGGUUAAAUUGUCCCAAAUUUGCUUUCUAAAAUUAGCACACAAUUUAAUUUAAGCUUUAUAUAAUUGCUAUUCAAAUCAUUGUUAUAGAAUCAAUUUCACUUUAUCCACAAUAUUUUACACAAAACGAUUCAAAAAAUUUAAGAUCUAAUCUUUUUGCAGAAUGUAAAGUCUAAUACCAUUUGAAGGAGAUCAGUAGCUUAACCUAAAAAAUGUCCCUGAACAAAAACUUAAGUUUUUUAUCAGAUCUUUUAAAAAGGAUUUUGCUGCCUUAUGUGAUUUAAUUUUAUACUUCAAAGAUGUCAAUAAACCAUUAGACAGUAUCCAAUAUCUUCGUAAAUAAGCUAAAACAAAUAACUCUCCUGAAUAUUUAAAAUAUGCAGAAAUUACUUUUGAAAAAGAAUACGAGAAGACUUUGGUUGAAGUAAUUAGAUUUAGUUUAGAUGAGAUCUAAUACGAAAAAUUGAAUGAAUUAUUAUGUGACUUGAAAGACACUACAAUUAAUUUAGAAUAAAUCAUUGCCGAAUUAGAAUUAAGAAGUGAAACAGAUAAAAAAUUAUAGAAAGAAAACCAAAAUUUCUAAAUGUACGAUUAGUCAAAUAGCGAGAGAGAUGAAUUUAUAACAGAAAUAGAAAAUCUUGACUUAAUUUAAUAAAUGAAUUCACUCCCAGAAUUCAAUAAAUCUCAAAAAGUAACAACUCUUAAAUGCUUGUACAAAGAAUUACUAUAUUCUUCCCUCUUUAUGAAUUAUCGUUUCUAACAAAAUUGUAUAUCCUAUCAAUAGAAUAGCUCAGAUACCCUACAUGCUGUUCAUUCUAAUAUUUUAUAAUCUUUUUAAUCAAUAGAUUUCAAUGAAUCACAUUAUGAAGCAUCGCUUAAUGAAUAAGCAAAAAACCUUUAACCUUCUAUCGAUUAAGCAGUAGCCCAUCCUAUUGACCGAUAAGAUCCAUUUCAUUAUUAUGUUUUGAUAAAUCUCUUAACAUUAUCUCAUGAUCGACCAUUUUCUUUGAUUAUUCAACUGUAAAAGUUGAUCGAAGCAUAAUAGAAGAUAAAAAAGGAAUUGGUAAAACCAAAGUUGAAAUAAAAUCAUGCUCCUGGAGGAUUGAUUGAAAUGAGAAAGACAAUAGUUCUUCAAGUGUUCUACACAGAAAACUUAAUCAGUAGACAUAAUUAUUCUUAAGCAAUCCAUUAUAUGUAAAAAAUAAUUACAUUGCAGUAAAAAUUAAAUCAAAAGCACUCUCUACUUUACGCGUAUUGUUUAUUUUUGAAUGGGUAAUUAUGCGCUAAAACCAUGUAAACGAUUUCUGCAAUGCUCAAUUUAGAAAUGUGUAAACAAUUUUACGAUUUGUAUUUUCCAUCUUCAAUAAUUAUUCCAGAAAAAACUAUUGAACCUAAAUAACCGUAAUAAUAAAAUUAAAAAUAAGAAAAUCAAUAAGUUCAGCCAACAAAACCAUAACUUGUAAUUAAGGAAGUAGAUAAUUUAUCAACAACCAACUAAUCAGUUUUAGAAUUUAGCUUGGGAUAGAUGUACUCCUAAUUAAACGAUUAAGAAAAUGCGCUGAAAUGUUUGAAAAGAGCUCAAGCUAUAAGAGAAAAGAGAUUUGAAUAAUUCUCUGACUAAGUGAUUGAAAUUACUCUAGAAAUUCUACGAGUUUAUGUGGAGUAAGAAGAAAGUGGGGCCGUUGCUAAAUUAUGUUGUCAAUUAGCUGCGAAGAUGAAUGAAAAAUAUAAACAUAAAGAAGUUUUAAAAACUAAAAAUGUUGGAAUACUUCAAUUAAUUAUGGCUGUGAUAUACGAAAGCAACGGAGUUUUGGUUAGUUCUCUCAGAUUCUAUCAGCGAGCUUUAAAAACAUUUUAAGGUUCAAGAUCAAAUAAUUACAUAAGAUAAUUAUACAUUAGUGAUAAAAUUAAAGGAAUUAUAGAAAGAAUAAAAUAGAUAGCCACACAAACUAUUUCAAUGGAUAAACAAUGUAUUAAUCAACUUAAUAAUCUCAAGGGCUUUCUAAGUAUUUCUGAUAUUCUUAAGCCUUACUUUUCAAAUUCUUAUUAUUAAAAUCAAAAAUAAACAAACACUAUAAAUCAGAACAUUGUAUCUUCUUUGGUUUAUGCUAAUGGCUAUUUAAAUAACUACGAAUUAAUAGAUGCACUUACUAGAUAUUAGGCUACUCACAAAAUCUAUAAGAAAUAAAGGAUUGACGAGUGUUUUGGAAUUGUAUUAGAAAAACUUGGUUUAAUUAAUAUUUACCAAAAAAAAUACGAUUAAGGAAUUCAAUUUAUGAAAUUAGCCUUGGAAAUUCAUGAAAGGUAUUUAUUGUUCCCAAUGAAGUAAUGUAAUAUUAUCAAAAUAAACCUUUACAUUUUAUUAGAUAUGGCCUAAAAGAAUUAAUAGAAAAAAAUUCUUGAUUAAUUUGAUGUAAUAGAGAAAUUCAUUGAGCAAAUUUAUGAAGAUAUCCAUUGGAAUUUGACUCCUGAAGUAGCUUCUCGAAUCAACAAAUUUAAAGUGAUGUCAGCUAAAAUUGGUUCUAAGGCUUUGCAUUAGAUUUUAGAACUUAUUCAUAAUAUAGAUCUGUAUUAUAAUGUAAAGAAACUGUUGUAUGAAAACUUCGCAGAUCCUCAAUAACUCUAAGAAUAAGCUUAAUUAUAUUUAUCAAAAAAAUUAAUAUAGAUGAGCAACAAAAAAAGACAACACUGGCUAGAAAAAAGAACGAGAUGUUAGAUUGGUUAAUUGGCAAAAGUUCAUAUUAUCUAACGAAAAAGAGUUACCAGUAUGUUUUCUUGUAAUGAGGCGAAGAAGGUUGAUGAGUAGACAAAAAGUAGAAUAACACAAAACUCUACACUUGUUGACUAAACAAAUGAGAAAAUACAAAAAAAUUAAUUAUCUUCAGUUGAUGAAUCCAAAGAAACUGCAUUGCCAAAUAAUAAAAUUUUGAUAGAUUUAAGGUCUGCUGAAGAAAUUUUGGAAGAGCAGAGAUAACGUUAACUAGAAUUACUGCAACAGCGAAAACUGCGUUUAAUUAGAAAUUUGAGCCAAUCCAAUGAGUUCAAUUUUUAAAAUCAGUAAAGCUAAAAUGGUUCUUUCAUUAUUUAAAGAUAAAGCCAAAUGAUGUAAUUUAAUCAGAUGAAGUAAAUUUUGUAAAAUUAGUAAUAAUAAGUUGAAUAUUAAAAAUCUAAUCCAAUCAAAGAUAAUCAACAGCAAUCAAUAUCUACUUCAAAAAUUUUAUAGCCAAUUAAAGCAGGAGGAAGACAAAAGAAGUCAUUGUCAUAACCUGGGGUUGAUCAAGAUUAAUUGAAGAAUUCAUAUAUAAAAUUGGCUGAUGAAGGUUUGACUAAUAAGAGAAGGAGAACUAUCAGUUAACAAAGUUUGGCAUCAAUUUCAUAAGUAAAACGAAAAAUUAAUCCUUUUGAAAAAUCGGUUAAAAAAAAAUGA
Molecule: messenger RNA, 4395 nt
Organism: Paramecium tetraurelia
Lineage: Eukaryota; Ciliophora; Oligohymenophorea; Peniculida; Parameciidae
Exons: 2
Molecular function (GO): protein binding
Source: RefSeq, a predicted model, not a curated record